Molecule: messenger RNA, 938 nt
Organism: Mercenaria mercenaria
Lineage: Eukaryota; Metazoa; Mollusca; Bivalvia; Venerida; Veneridae
Product: trypsin-like
Exons: 6
Coding region: 100-864 (254 amino acids)
Biological process (GO): proteolysis
Molecular function (GO): serine-type endopeptidase activity
Source: RefSeq, a predicted model, not a curated record
CAACAUGUGGUAUUGUCCACGAGGUUGACCGGAGACCCUUUAAAUAUCCCAAGUCACAGAGCUUCUGCCAGUGUCUGCAUGACAUAACACCAAGGCAUCAUGGUCUCCGUGCUCGUUUUCUGCUUGCUUCUCGUGGAUUUGUCAUACGGAAAUUCAUUGUCCCGUAUCAUAGGAGGUUCGGAUGUAAAUAGUAUUGAAGAUCAUCCGCAUCAAGUGUCUCUGCAAAACAGAUUUGGCAGUCAUAUGUGUGGAGGAUCCAUUAUUGACAAUCAGUGGAUACUUACUGCGGCACACUGUGUCGACUCAGGGGGUCCUUCGGGUUACAAGAUCAGUCUGAAUAGCGAGUUGCUUUACGGUGAUUCGACAAUCUAUGAUGUUGCACAGAUAAUAAAGCACCCUAACUACAAUCAAGUAGAUGAUGGUGCCUAUCCAAAUGACAUUGCUCUUCUCAAGUUAAAAACCGUGAUGGAUUUCCAACAAUUCAACCAUAAGGCUAUCACUCUGGCACCUGCUGACAGUGGAAACUUUGCAGGAACGACAUGUACCAUAACAGGUUGGGGAAAUACAGACGGUGGUGUUUCAAGCAUUCCCAACGUUCUCCAACAGACUACUGGUAAAAUUCUCUCAGGCGCAGACUGUGCUGCCGCAUGGAGUUCAAAUUACAACCAUCAAGUGCACAUCUGUAUCGAUAACUCGAAUACCGGCUCAUGCAAUGGAGACAGUGGUGGCCCAAUGGUUUGUAACGGGGUACUUGCCGGAGUGACGUCAUGGGGUGCUAGUGGAUGCGCCACAUCUUACCCAAGCGUCUAUGCCAGGGUGUCUAAUUACAAUGAAUGGAUCAGCACAACCAUCGCCGCAAACUAAACACGUGGCAGCCAUUCAGUUUGAAGAUUUUAUUGUUUAGAUUCAGAUCAAUAAAAUGAUAAGCUAACUAUUAA